Molecule: messenger RNA, 2793 nt
Organism: Bactrocera oleae (olive fruit fly)
Lineage: Eukaryota; Metazoa; Arthropoda; Insecta; Diptera; Tephritidae
Gene: AkhR
Product: Adipokinetic hormone receptor
Biological process (GO): G protein-coupled receptor signaling pathway; cellular response to hormone stimulus
Cellular component (GO): plasma membrane
Molecular function (GO): peptide binding; adipokinetic hormone receptor activity; vasopressin receptor activity
Source: RefSeq, a predicted model, not a curated record
CGCAAAAAAAAAAGCGAAAAAACACCCACAACUCACACACAAGCGCCGGCAAGCUUUUAUAUGUGCAUAAGCACGUGCAAAUGUGUAUGCGUGCGCAUUUCAAAAGUGAAUUGAUACCGCGGCGACAGCUUCAUUUCGACUUUAGUCCCACUUUUGAAUUUGAUUAUUUCGCAAUUUCAUUUCAUUUGGACCCGGAACGUCUUUAAGCGCGCAACGCUUGUCGGUUCGUCGUCGUUGUUAUCAAAUGUAUGUAUGUAUAUGUGUGCAUAUAUACUCGCACCUCGGUCUGCUGAUACGUAGUCGUAGUUCCGCCGAAGGCGUGACCUUACGAGGCGGCAAUAACGCUACAGAACUUAAUUUCAUAUGCGCCGUGGCAGUUAAAAAACAACAACAAUAACAAAUAGCUGUUUUUGAGUGUAUAAAUUCAUCUAAAGAGACAGACUUACGCGUGUUUAUGUUAUGUAAGUUGUUGCCACUUAGCAAGUUUGCAAAACGCAAUUUCUUUGGGCGCCGAAAUUUUGUUUCAUAAGGUGUUUUUGUGUAUGUGUGUCAGCCGUAAGACCGGCCAGUGAGUUCAUUGGUUUUGUUAUGAAAAUGUGAUGUAAACAUAAAAAUAUAAAAGAGAAAUAUGUACGAGUACAAUAAACCGAUUUAAAGUAUUUCGGUUAAUAAUAAAAUUGCACAUAAAAAUUCUUCAAAGAAGCUUGUUGUAUAAAAAAAUACUAAAAAUUUAAUUAAAAAUAAUUUGUAUUAAAGGGUAGCGGUUAUAAUACAUUCCAGCAACUACAGACAUACAUACAUAUAUAUAAUAUAUACAACAACACCAAUUUACAAACAUACGCGAUUCGCACAGCAGUCGCAUAAAUACAUACAUAUAAACAAAUCUAGCAAAUAUUCGCAAAUUAAUCGAGCAGACAAAUUUUUGUGCCAUGAAAAUGCCGCAAACUGAAGAUGAGGUUAAUGAAAAGAUUUACGAUCAUCGCAUCAUGCCGGAUUGGUCGAAUGUGGUCAACGAAACAAAUGGCACAAUGCACUACUCGAAGGAUAUGAUCUUCAAUGAUGGGCAUCGCCUCUCCAUAACAGUUUACAGCAUCCUACUUGUGCUCUCGUCGAUCGGCAAUUCCACAGUGUUGUAUUUAAUCGUGAAGCGACGCUGGCACAAUCGUACGCGCAGUCCGUCCCGCAUUGAUAUUAUGUUGAUGCAUUUGGCUAUUGCUGAUUUGAUGGUGACUUUUCUACUAAUGCCGUUGGAGAUAGCGUGGGCGUAUACGGUGCAAUGGCGUUCCACCGAUUUCGUCUGUCGCACAAUGAGCUUUUUCCGCGUGUUCGGCCUGUAUUUGUCAAGUUUUGUGCUAGUCAGCAUAUCGAUAGAUCGAUAUUAUGCCAUUUUGAAACCGUUGAAAUUCUCAACAAAUCGCGGUCGUAUUAUGCUAGCAAUUGCAUGGAUUGCAUCGGUAAUCUGCAGUACACCGCAGGCAUUUGUAUUCCAUCUGGAGCAGCAUCCGAAAGUAAAAGGCUACUACCAGUGCGUUACAUUCCAUUCCUUCCCCACUGAACUACACAAACUAAUCUAUCAGAUCUUGAAUAUGUGCGCCAUGUACGCCUUCCCAUUGGUAACAUUCAUCUAUUGCUAUGGCCGAAUCUAUUUGGAGAUCUAUCGCAAGAGUAAGCGCAUGGUUAAGGGUGAUGACAAAAAUGGUUUCGCCCGUUUCCGACGUUCCAACGAUGAUGUGUUGGGACGCGCUAAAAAGCGUACGCUAAAAAUGACUAUAACAAUUGUGAUCGUGUUUGUGAUCUGCUGGACGCCAUAUUAUAUUAUGUGUUUGUGGUUUUGGCUUGAUAAAACUUCUGCAAAUAAUGUGAAUCCGCUGUUACGUAAAAUACUCUUCAUAUUCGCAUGCACGAACUCGUGUAUGAAUCCGUUGGUCUAUGGCGUCUUCAAUAUACGAGGCAAAACGCAUAAUAAUACGUCUGUUCAUAAUCGGCACACAUCGCUCUCCAGUGGCGGCCGUAUGGCUAUGAAAGAACGUAACGGCAGUGCACAUACCGUUGUCACAUUACCAGCGGUGAUCAAUGGCAGUUCUGGUGAUACCAGCAAUGUGACACAAAGCACCACACUCUCAAAUGAUAUAUACACCAUAUCGAAAAUCGCAGAAGAUAUAGAAAAAGAGAAACCACCAAAGAUUAUAAUAAGUGACUCAAUUGAAUUGGCGCAUGCGCCAAAGUCGCAUUGAACUCUGAACGAAUUUAAUUUUUAAGUGAUAUUAAUGAGAAUCGUCGUACGGUUGGCUAAAUCCACGAAAAAAAUGGGGAAAUUUUUACUUGCACAUAUCUUCAUAAAUACAAUACAUAAAUAUGUAUGUAUGCACAUAUAUGUAUAUGUGUGCAUGCAAUUAAGUUAUUUUGUACCUUCAAUAUAAAGAAAAUAAGGUAUUUUUAUUCGAAGCUUUCUGUCGCCCGUUAAAUGACAUAUGUAGCAUACAAGUAUGUAUGUACAAGUGGGUAUCCAUCUGCAUAUGUUGCGGAGGGUCUCUUUUAUAUUGACCGCUAAUUAUAUACUUUUGCUCAAACUUAAUUAUAUUGUAUGCUAUGUUAGUUGUGGGUUAAGUAAAUUAUAUACACACCUAUCCAAUAUGGUUGGAUAUGCUGAAGAUGCCUAUUGAAUUAUGCUAAUUAUGUAGUGUUAAGAAGUAUGUUUGCAUGUGUUUUUGUAGUAGUAGCUGUUUUGCUGGCGUUUGUACUAGUUUAAGCUUGAACUUAAUUUAAUUUAUUCAUAAUAAAUUUUGGAAAAAA